CGGGCUCGGGAGCUCUCUCCCUGGACAGCACGCCAAAUACGCAUAACCUUUAUUUAAUUAUAAGUAAAUGUGAACUCGUGAAUUAGUCAAUUUGUGUUUAUAUUAGACAAGACUAAUCUCAGUUGCUAUCUGUUUGCUAACAUUAUCAGCAGUGUUAUUGUGUUUAAUCUCUGAGAAACUGUUUCUGUUUGUUCUUCAGGUGUGUUUGAUGUUGAUGCAGAUGAAGUGAAGUCAGUGAUGGAGGGAGAUUCUGUCACUCUAAACCCCAAUCUCUCUCAAAUACAGGGAUUUAUUGAGAUGCUGUGGAGGUUUGGAGAGAAAGGUUUCACAAUUGCUCAAACUGAUGGAAAUAAAACCUCAUAUGAAGAUUAUGAGGUAUUUAGAGGCAGACUGCAGCUGAACCAGAAUGGAUCUCUCACCAUCACAAACGUCAGAACCAAUCACUCUGGACUUUAUGAAGCAGAAAUCAGGCACAAAACUGGAACCUCAAAUCAGAAAUUCAGUAUAACUGUCUAUGAGUCUCCAUCUGUUAUUGCUGGGGCUGAAGCUGAAAUGAAGCUCAUGUCAGUGAAGGAGGGAGAUCCUGUCACUCUUCAUGUUCCUCAAAUACAAGGAAAUGAGCUGAUAGUGUGGAGGUUUGGAGAUGAAGAAGAACUCAUAGUUAAAGCUGAUAUAGAGGCCAAGAGCUCAUCAUUAUAUUAUGAAACUGAUGAGAGAUUCAGAGACAGACUGAAGCUGAAUGAUCAGACUGGAUCUCUGACCAUCACAAACACCAGAACCACUGACUCUGGACUUUAUAAAGUGAAGAUCAGCAGCAACAAACAGACCUUAUACAAGAGAUUCAUUGUUACUGUCAGUGAACGAGGUCUCUCUGGAGGUGCUGUAGCAGGGAUUGUUGUUGGUGUUCUGCUGCUGGCUGCAGCUGCUGCUGGUGUGAUUUACUUCUACCGUCGCCCCAGGACCACCAAUCUACCAAGCCAAACGUGGUCAGUGCCGACGGCAGAUGAUGUCCCUCUAAACCCUGAUACUGAAAUACAGACAGGAGAUGAGAUACUGUGGCUGUUUGGAUAUAAAGACGCUCUCAUAGCUGAAAUCAAAGGAGAGACCAGAGAGAUGACUACACAUGAAGGUGCUGAUGAGAGAUUCAUGAACAGACUGGAGCUGGACGAGAAGACUGGAUCACUGACCAUCAAUGAAAUCUUAACUAAACACACUGGACUCUACACUCUGAAGAUCAGAAGAGGCAGAGAAACCUUCUACAAAAGAUUCAUUGUUUCUGUAAGAGUUUCAUUGAUUUCUGUCAGUUUUGUGUUGAUCUAG
Molecule: messenger RNA, 1320 nt
Organism: Cyprinus carpio (common carp)
Lineage: Eukaryota; Metazoa; Chordata; Actinopteri; Cypriniformes; Cyprinidae
Exons: 4
Coding region: 238-1320 (360 amino acids)
Source: RefSeq, a predicted model, not a curated record